Messenger RNA from Amaranthus tricolor (Joseph's coat), 3997 nucleotides. RefSeq names its product phosphatidate phosphatase PAH1-like. The transcript is spliced from 10 exons. Lineage: Eukaryota; Viridiplantae; Streptophyta; Magnoliopsida; Caryophyllales; Amaranthaceae. The record is from RefSeq and is a predicted model, not a curated record. Gene Ontology annotation, molecular function: phosphatidate phosphatase activity. Bases 592 to 3615 code for a protein of 1007 amino acids.
GAACUAGGAAGUACUUCAAUUGAAGUAGUUAUAAUAUCCAUUCCGUCUAAGGAACACCCACCACACCAACCAUAAUCUUUAAACAAAAUUUUUAUUAAAAUAAAUUCAACAAAAAACAAAUACAAAAUCGCGUAAAAUGGCGGUAUCUCCAAUGAUGUGAAAAUCGAUGAAAUUGGGCAAAAGAAAUAAAUGGCAUUCUUCAAUUUUUAGGGAAAGAUUUUUGAUGUUUGUUGUUUAAUCAUUCCAUUGUUCCUUUGUAAGUUGCCAAGACGGAACAAUAACAUCUAUACUAGGACAACUACUACCCUUAAAAGUCAAUCUUGUUCUUGUCCUUUUUACGGGAUUACAUUAACAUUUGAUCGGCUUAAUCUUCUUUGUUCUUGGGUAAAUCUUUUUGUUCUUGGGUUAAAUCUUCAUUUUGCAUCACUUUGACUAAUACCCAAGCAUUGUGUGUUUGAUUCUUUUGCCAAUUGAAUUAAAUUUAUGCAUGAAUUGGAUUACUUAAUAAGUUCAAUAGAAUUGAACUAUUUGGUAAUAAUUAGGGAUUUUCAUACAUUGAAUUAAUUUGGGGAUUAUUGAACUAUUGAAAUCAUGAAUGUAGUAGGAAAAGUUGGAAGUUUGAUUACUCAAGGUGUGUAUUCUGUUGCUACCCCUUUUCAUCCUUUUGGGGGGGCAGUUGAUAUCAUUGUUGUUCAACAACAAGAUGGUAGUUUUAGGAGCACUCCUUGGUAUGUACAGUUUGGUAAAUUUCAAGGUGUUCUUAAGGGUGCUGAAAAAAUGGUUCAAAUAAAAGUUAAUGGUAUUGAAGCUAACUUUCAUAUGCAUCUUGAUAAUUCUGGUGAAGCUUAUUUUGUAAGAGAAGCUGUAUCAAUUGAAAAUGGUGAGGAGAAACAGGUGUUGAAGGAUGAAAGGGAACCUACUCUAGAAUAUAGUUUUAGUGUAGAUAAUAGCCAAUGUACUAUAAAUAACGAAAAUAUCGAAAAUUUUAGGUUGCAAAGUACUUUGUCUGAUCCGGGGAUCUUGUCGGAGAAUUUUUCUUCUUUCAAUAGGUUAGAAAGGAAUGACUCUGAUGCUUGUAGGUUUUAUGAUUUUCAAGAUGAUCAGUCAUUUGAUGACUCUAUGGAGCUGUCAUCUGAGUAUGGUUCUAAUCCAUAUGAGAAUAUGGAAGUUGUGGAGAAUUUUGUGGAAGCACAGGGAUCAGAUUCGGAAAUGGUUUUGGUGAGUGUAGAUGGUCACAUUUUAACAGCACCUAUCUCAUCAUCUGAGCAUAACGGUGAAAUUGUGCAACUGGAUACACCCCAAUUUCACCUAGGACCAGGUAAAGGUAAUGGGUUUUGUGAAGAAGAUAGGGAGUUUACUGUGAGUGAGACUACAUGGGAUUCUCAAUACCUUAAUGAUCUAGAGGCCUCUUCCAUUAAACCGGGUUCUUCUGAAAAUAACAAUGCUGAUUUACAUCAGGGCUUUUCCAAUACUGUUAAAAUUGAAGAACAUACCUCUGAAAAUCAAGAAAGUGAUGGGGAACAUACUCAACUUUCAGAAGUACGCCAUGACGAGGGAACUAACAAAAUAUAUGAGUUAGAAUCGUGUGAAGAAAACAAAGAAUUUACCCAUCGAGAGGCCAAACCUUCAGUAGUUUGUUUAAAUUCUAGGAACAGUCUAUGCAAAAAUGAAGAAAGUGGGGAGAUGAGUGAACAUGAAGCUGGUGGAGAUGAGAAAAUAUUGCAUGAAGACGGUGGAGUUGAGGACACGCAUCUUCCAGCAGGUUUGGACGAUGAGGAGUGUCCAAACCGAGACGAGGAUGAUAAUUGUAAUAAGCUCCAAACGAUAGAUUCCUACAUUCAUAGUGAUAUUGAAGAUACAUCUCCUAGCAGUAAGAACGAAGAUAAAUUCAGGAGCUGUUUGGAUUUGACCAGUGCUGGUGUAGACGAAACCUUGGAAAGUGAGGUAUCUACCUUGCAGUCCCAAGAAGAAGCUGAAUCUACGGAAGAAAAUUCUUUGCAGAACACUCAGUCAUUAUUAAAUAAGGAUGAUAUGCAGUUUCCAACAGAAAUAUCAGGUGAUGGUGGAUCAAUUACCAAUACUAACAUGGGAGGUGUGGUGGACUCUUCACUUUCUUUAGUUUGUGAAAACGAGAAAAGGGAGCAUAAAGACAAUACUUUCACACCUACUGAGAAUGCAUCAGUGUGUAACGAGGAGCCAGCCGCACUAAAUCCGUCAGUCAAGAUUGAUAUAUCAAAUGAAAGUGAAGAUCCUAAACAGCACACCGGCUGCUCACCCGAGAGGAUCGAAACAAAUCUCAACCCGACAAUAGAGAUCUCUCUUUGUCGUCAUCUCCUUCGUCCAGGAAUGGGAUUAGCUGCUGCUGAUGAAGCCUUUAGUGCCCAUCGCUUAUCCGAGGACGAGUUUAGAAGUACAGCGUCAUCAUUAAUUAAAAAUGAAAACCUUAUUAUCCGAUACAACGGGAAAUACUUGCCGUGGGAGCAAGCUGCUCCCAUUGUCUUGGGAAUGGCUGUGUUUGGCGUACAUCUUCCCAUUGAGUCCAAUGAUGCUAUACCAGUGGAACAGGAAGUUACAUCAAACGUCGAGCUUCCCGAUUCUGGAAGUGCUUCUGGGCGCAGAUGGAGACUCUGGCCAAUUCCAUUUCGGAGGGUGAAAACACUUCCACGUUCGACAAGUAACACCUCAGAGGAGGUGUUUGUUGACUCUGAGUCUGUUUCACGAAGCCCAUCAAUCAACCUAACUCCUACAUCUGAGAGUGGUACUCCGCUAUCAGCUACUAGUUCAAAGUCCCCUCUCAAGAAAAUUGUCAGGACUAACAUCCCCACUAAUGAGCAAAUAUCAUCAUUGAAUCUGAAGGAGGGCCAAAAUGAUGUGACUUUCAGUUUCAGUACUAGGGUCCUGGGAUUACAACAGGUUGAAGCACAUAUAUAUCUUUGGAAGUGGAAUGCGAGAAUCGUUAUAUCUGAUGUGGAUGGGACUAUUACUAGAUCUGAUGUACUUGGUCAAUUUAUGCCUUUGGUUGGAAAGGACUGGUCGCAAUCCGGUGUGGCCCGCUUGUUUUCCGCCAUUAAGGAAAAUGGAUAUCAACUACUUUUCCUGAGUGCGCGUGCAAUCGUCCAGGCUUAUCUAACCAAGAGUUUUUUGUUUAACCUUAAGCAAGAUGGAAAAACAUUGCCAAACGGACCCGUUGUUAUCUCACCUAAUGGAUUGUUUCCGUCAUUAUAUCGUGAAGUAAUCCGAAGAGCUCCUCACGAAUUCAAGAUUGCAUGCUUGGAGGACAUCAAGGCUCUCUUUCCCCCCGAUUACAAUCCAUUUUACGCGGGAUUUGGGAACAGGGAUACCGAUGAGCUUACUUAUAAAAAGAUCGGAAUACCAAAGGGCAAAAUUUUCAUAAUCAAUCCAAAGGGUGAAGUAGCUAUUAAUCAUAGAAUUGACGUGAAGUCGUAUACUUCAUUGCAUACUCUCGUGAACGAUAUGUUCCCUCCUACGUCGAUGGUUGAGCAGGUAUUAGCGUAUCCAACUAAACUUUUGAGCUGUCAGGUUUGUUUUACUCCAUUCGACUAUUCUUUUCACGACUCCAUCAUUUUCCGAUGUAUCAUUACAGGAGGAUUAUAACGCGUGGAAUUUUUGGAAGAUGCCAUUGCCAGACAUCGAUGAUUAGCGUAUGAAACAAACAUGUAUGAAAUGUUUCGUUUGAGUGGACAACUUGUCGUUUUCAAGUGAGCGACUCCAAGAUACUGGACUAUUGGAACAUGGAGGAUCGGAGUUAUGACUAAAAGAAAUAUAUGAUUGUGUUCUUUGUUGUAUCGAGAUUUUUGCGAGGAUCAAGGCGAAAGCGAUGUAAGCUUGUCCAUGUCGUGGCUAUCAAACUGUAUAUCUACGUGAUAUGACGAAUUCUUGAUUAAAUAAAAUUGUUUAGCAUUAAUCUUUGUUUACAGAACUACAAAACUAGUGAUUAUAGAGUACUUUUGAUUAAUAAAAUGGUUUAUCUGGCUCA